Messenger RNA from Callorhinus ursinus (northern fur seal), 579 nucleotides. RefSeq names its product musculoskeletal, embryonic nuclear protein 1 (gene MUSTN1). NCBI's taxonomy places the organism in Eukaryota, Metazoa, Chordata, Mammalia, Carnivora, Otariidae. The record is from RefSeq and is a predicted model, not a curated record. Gene Ontology annotation, biological process: chondrocyte differentiation; chondrocyte proliferation; tissue regeneration. Gene Ontology annotation, cellular component: nucleus.
UCAUCCGGUCGCCCGACGAGGAGGGGAGUGGCUUGCUGGGACAGGCAAGGGGACUAUAUAAGCCCCAGAGGGCUGGCGCAGCUCUGAUCUCUUCCACCGGUUCGUGCGUCUGCCAGAAGAGCGGGGAACCCACCAUGUCCCAGGCUGGUGCUCAGGAGGCGCCCAUCAAGAAGAAGCGCCCCCCAGUGAAGGAGGAAGAUCUGAAGGGGGCCCGUGGAAACCUAGCCAAGAACCAGGAGAUCAAGUCCAAGACCUAUCAGGUCAUGCGGGAGUGUGAACGAGCCGGCUCCACCGCCCCGUCCGUGUUCAGCGGCAACCGGACCGGCACUGAGACCGUCUUCGAGAAGCCCAAAGCCGGACCUGCCAAGAGCAUCUUUGGCUGAGACGUGCACCCCAUUCCCCUUGCCGCUGCCAACUCCCAGACGCAGGAGCCUUCCCCCAAAACUUUUUUAUGCCAGAAUGCACCCUCUCACCUGCUGCCCGUGGGACAGCCACCCGCCCCUCACAGCCCUGGCCCCUCGGCUCAGGGACUCUGCACCAGCACCCGGGGAACACCAAUAAAGAGCAUGCCCACGUGGC